UGGGAAGUCACAUUGCUCACAAAGUCUUUGAUAACCUCACGGAGGCACUCUCCAAAACCGAUCUGAGGAGCCUGAUAACUGAAGAUGGAGCCUGGAAGGGAUUUGUGAAAGCAGCAGAGUUGUCAAGAGAGGAGGAAGCUGCACUUCGUGAUGCUCUGAAGAAAUAUUUCACACAGAAGCCCUCAGGUGAAAAUGAUGGGCCUCAAAGGGAGCAGCAGAAAGAGCAGUUUCUGCGGGAGUUUCCUCAGUUGAAGAAGAAACUUGAGGACCAUAUCAGGAAGCUCCGAGAGCUGGCUGAUCAUUUUGACCAGGUGCACAAGAGGCACACCAAGUACAAUACAAUGUCCAGUGUUCUUAGUGUUUCCUCUGGAGUCCUGGAGCUUUCUGGUUUGGCUCUGGCACCCUUUACAGCAGGGACCAGUCUGGCAUUCUCAGCAGCCUCUACGGCUCUGGGAGCAACAUCAUCUGUGAGUAGUUUCGUCACCACCAUUGUGGAAAACUCAAACAGAGUGCCAGAUGAAUGUAAAGCCAGAUAUCUGAUUGGAGACAGCGAAAUCUUACUUAAGGAUAUUUUAAAGAUCAUGCCUAACAUCCUAUUCAAACUUGGUACAGCAUGCAAGGAACUUGUCGAAGACUUCAAAAAACUCAAGGAUCAGAUCCGAGCCAUCAGGACAGUCAGAUCCAUCUCUCGCAUUGGAGCAGAGGCCAAGAACCUCGCAUCCACUGGAAGAAGUUCUGUGCAGGGUGUCCUCCCAGUGGCCAGAGGAGCCAGGAUUAGAGCAGCAGGGCUUGCAGGUGUGUUCCUUGCAUGGGAUCUGUAUGACCUUGUGAACCAACCAAAGGAUGGGGGAGAAACAGAGUCAGCUAAAGCACUGCGGGACCUGGCUCGAAAGCUGGAGGAGAACCUUCAGAAAUUUGAGCAGAUGUACAAGGAUCUGCAGUCAGACCUGCCUUAG
Messenger RNA from Mus pahari (shrew mouse), 956 nucleotides. Its product is annotated as apolipoprotein L3-like. Gene Ontology annotation, molecular function: lipid binding. The annotation marks the transcript as partial. The record is from RefSeq and is a predicted model, not a curated record. Gene Ontology annotation, biological process: lipoprotein metabolic process; lipid transport. NCBI's taxonomy places the organism in Eukaryota, Metazoa, Chordata, Mammalia, Rodentia, Muridae. Gene Ontology annotation, cellular component: extracellular region; membrane. The transcript is spliced from 2 exons.